Molecule: messenger RNA, 1453 nt
Organism: Pararge aegeria (speckled wood butterfly)
Lineage: Eukaryota; Metazoa; Arthropoda; Insecta; Lepidoptera; Nymphalidae
Exons: 8
Coding region: 89-1321 (410 amino acids)
Source: RefSeq, a predicted model, not a curated record
UGUGAAACACUUUGAAUGUGACAGGCCCUGGAGGAAUUAACCCAGAUUUUGUUGAACGAGCUGCGACGAUGAUCAUUCACGCGGAAAUAUGGAGAUGAAACGUCAUGAAAAGCCGGGCAACCUGUCGCCCAUAAACCCGGCUACCCAGAAAGAGGAGGAAGGCAAGACCUCCAGAUCGAGCAGCAAGUCAGAGAAGGAGCUUAGGGUCCCCCAGGACAAGUCCCCAAACGACGACGCCUCGAGAAGAGCUGAUAGGCGUUUGUCAAGAGCUAGUGAAAGUUCAAAAGAUACUUUUGACAGGCAAGACUCAAAAUCGAACACCCUAAGCCCGAAGGUAUCACGCAAGUAUUUCACCAACUGGCGCCAGGCAUGCGAUAAGACGAAAGACAAAACCAAGGAGUUGCUAAAGAGGUGGAGGACGUUACCGGAAACGGAAGUUCCUGGAACCCCGAUGCAAGAAACCGAGCACAGUGAUGAGGACAAAAAUCACGGAUGGAGUGUACAUGUCUGGACCACAUGGGUGAACCGAUGCAGCCAAGAUCUGGAAUGCUUAGAUCUAGAGGAGGAGCAGCCAUUAGCGCAACUAAGUUCUAUACAAACAGACAAGAUGACCCUCUUCUUCACCGAGCUUCUUGACCAUGACCGUGAUGACGUCAUCUGUGACCAGGACUUUGAUAACUUUUUUGAGAAACUGGCGCACUUCGCAGACUGGUCGAGCAACUCGUCCGAGUUCCAUAUGAUGUUGGAAGUUAAAAGGGAAUUUAUCGAGCAUUUUAUCAACCCAUUACCUACAAAAUGGGCAGAGUUACCGUAUUACAGAAGAGUUUGUGGACCCGAAGCAGGAGGGAUGCCUGGAAGAACGACCCUCGAAGGCUGGUUAGCAAGAUGGGCACUACAACUCACAGAAAUGAAACGUUUUGUAGACCUACCCCUUUACCUGCAAUACCUUUGCAAGAUUAUUUUUCAUGUUAUAGAUAGAGACAAUGUAGGAGAAAUAAGAAAGCCAGCUAUGGCGGCUUUUUACCGCUCAGUAAUCGGGCUGUCUGCCAAAAGGAUCGAAGAGAUUAUCGAUACAGCAUACGACAGGAUGACCAGCAAUAGUUAUCUUAUCCUCGACUACGGAACCUUCGUGCAUUGCUUUACCAACUGGCUGAUGGGUAAGAAUCCAAACGGACCUGGACAGUGGGUGCUGGUGCCACCAAAGGAUUCUCUACCACAGCCGCCCUUCCCUGUAGACUACAGUGCUUUGAACACCGAACCAGCUAAACUCGAACCCUAUGCGCCCGACAAAAAGACUAAUAGACAUUCUGUCAUAGUAUAGAUUUAUGAACUAGACACUUAAGCGAAAAAUAGAGCGAAAUUCUUAGUAAAAUUUUGGAAUCUUCGCUAAUGUUGUAAGGCAAUAUUUUGUUUUAAACGUUGUUAUAUUACCUACCUGGGUCCCUGACGUGAC